AUGGGAUCUGUUGCCGUUGAUCCACAGCCGAGUGUGGUGACUAGGGUGGCCAGCCUUCCCUUGGUGAGCUCUACUUUCGACCUGGUCUCCUGGGCUUAUGGCAGCACCAAGGAUCAAUAUCCCUACUUGAAGUCUGUGUGUGAGAUUGCGGAGAAGGGUGUGAAAACCAUCACCUCUGUGGCUGUCAGCAGUGCUUUGCCCAUCAUCCAGAAACUAGAGCCCCAAAUUGCAGUUGCUAAUACCUUUGCCUGUAAAGAGCUCGACAGGAUUGAGGAGAAACUGCCUAUUCUGAAUCAGCCAACAGACCAGGUUGUUGCUAGUGCCCGAGGUGCUGUGACUGGGGCCAGAGAUGCUGUGACGACGGCUGUGACUGGGGCCAAGGAUUCUGUGGCCAACACAAUCACCGGGGUGGUGGACAAGACCAAGGGAGCAGUGGCUGGCAGUGUGGAGAGGACCAAGUCUGUGGUCAAUGGCAGCAUUAACACAGUCUUGGAAAGUCGGGUGAUGCAGAUGGUAAACAGUAGAGUCGACAGUGCACUCACCAAAUCAGAGCUACUGGUAGACCAAUAUCUCCCUCUCACCCAGGAAGAACUAGAAGAAGAAGUGAAAAAGAUUGAAGGAUUUGAAGUGGUUCAGAAGCCAAGUUACUAUGUUAGACUAGGGUCUCUGUCUACCAAGCUGCGUUCACGUGCCUACGAGCAGACUCUCAGCCGGGUGAAAGAUGCUAAGCAAAAAAGCCAAGACACCAUUUCUCAGCUUCAUUCCACUGUUACUCUGAUUGAAUUUGCCAGGAAGAACAUGCAUGGUGCCAACCAGAAAUUCCAGGAUGCUCAGGACAAGCUGUACCUCUCAUGGGUGGAGUGGAAGAGAAGCAUCGGCCAUGAUGAUACAGAUGAAUCUCAUUGUGCUGAGCACAUCGAGUCACGUACUCUUGCUAUCGCCCGCAACCUGACCCAGCAGCUCCAGACCACCUGUCACACCCUCCUGUCCAACAUCCAAGGGUUACCUCAGAACGUUCAAGAUCAAGCCAACCACUUGGGGGUCAUGGCAGGUGACAUCUAUUCAGUGUUCCGCACUGCUACCUCCUUUAAAGAAAUGUCUGAUGGUCUUCUCACUUCUAGCAAGGGGCAGCUGCAGAAAAUGAAGACGUCUUUAGAUGAUGUCAUGGAUUAUUUUGUUAACAACACGCCACUCAACUGGCUGGUGUUUGAUUUCACUACCAUCGACUUAACUUCUGAAACUGAUGAAAUCCCGGAUAUUAUAGCUUUGGAAGAGGAGGAUGACCCAGAUCAUUCACACUGUAAUGGCUCUGUCCUUUCACGGCAAAAUGUUGAAUAA
Chrysochloris asiatica (Cape golden mole) is the source of this 1338-nucleotide messenger RNA. RefSeq names its product perilipin 2 (gene PLIN2). Gene Ontology annotation, biological process: lipid storage; positive regulation of triglyceride storage. The record is from RefSeq and is a predicted model, not a curated record. The transcript has 8 exons. Gene Ontology annotation, cellular component: lipid droplet; cytosol. The coding region runs from base 1 to 1338 and encodes 445 amino acids. NCBI's taxonomy places the organism in Eukaryota, Metazoa, Chordata, Mammalia, Afrosoricida, Chrysochloridae.